Molecule: messenger RNA, 1293 nt
Organism: Didymosphaeria variabile
Lineage: Eukaryota; Fungi; Ascomycota; Dothideomycetes; Pleosporales; Didymosphaeriaceae
Exons: 3
Coding region: 1-1293 (430 amino acids)
Molecular function (GO): RNA binding
Source: RefSeq, a predicted model, not a curated record
AUGUUCAUCGGUGGAUUGAAUUGGGAGACUACUGAGCAGUCUUUAAAGGACUACUUCUCUCAAUUUGGCGAAGUCAGCGAAUGCACUGUGAUGCGCGACAGCGCAACAGGCCGGUCCCGAGGCUUCGGAUUCUUGACAUUUAAAGACCCCAAGUGCGUCAACACCGUCAUGGUCAAGGAGCAUUAUCUUGAUGGCAAGAUUAUUGACCCCAAGCGGGCUAUCCCUCGUGAAGAGCAAGAGCGUACGAGUAAGAUCUUUGUAGGUGGUGUUAGCCAGGAGGCUACUGAGGAGGAUUUUAAGAACUUCUUCAAACAAUUCGGUCGCGUAGUAGACGCUACUCUCAUGAUGGACAAGGAUACCGGCCGACCACGUGGCUUUGGCUUCGUCACAUUCGACGGUGACGCUGCAGUCGACGCAUGCUUACAGGGACCGCUCCAAAUUCUCGGCAAGCCCAUCGAAGUCAAGCGCGCUCAGCCUCGAGGAAACAUGCGAGAGGAGGAAGACAACAAGAAAUUUGGCCGUGGAGGCAAAUUCGGUGGCCGAAACGAGCAGGCAAACAACGGUGGUGGAGCGGGAGACUUCAAUCAAAACAACAUGGGCGCCAACGGUCAGAACGCGGGUAUGACUCCAGCCAUGAUGGCCCAGUACUGGCAGCGCAUGCAGCUCUAUUUCCGACAAAUGCAGCAGAACCUGGCUGCACAAAAUGGCAGUAUGCCCAACGCCAUGGGUGGCAUGCCUGGUAUGAACCCUCAGAUGAUGGGUAUGAUGGCCAACGGUGGCGGUCCCAUGGGCGGCAUGAACCCGCAGAUGAUGAACCAGAUGGGCAUGAUGGGCGGAAAUAUGUCCCCAGGACAGAAUAUGGGCAACCAGCCUACAAACUUCGGAAAUAAUCAAGGCAUAAUGGGUGGUGGCGAACAGCGACAGGGCGGUCCGGGUUACACUGCCCAAGAACAACUGAUGUUUGAGCAGCAGAAAUACCAGCAGCAAGAAGCCCGGCGCAUGCAGCAACAGGCUGGUUUUGGUGGGCAGGGCGGACCUACCAGCUGGGAGGGCAUGUACGAUGACAUUCCUCAGCCCGGCGUUCCCUCAGGUCCAGGCGCUCAGCGCAUGCAGGGCGGCAAGUUCAACAACCGCGCCCGCCAAGGCUCAUCCCAGCCGCCAUCUGGUCCCAGUAACGCCCCAGCAAACGCGCCCACGGGCCCAAAAAACGCAGGCAAACCGGGCGCGAACUACCGAGGUGGAGGUAGAAAUGCCAACUAUCGGCACAAUCCUUAUGGAGGAGGUCGCGGGUAG